This is a messenger RNA of Pelobates cultripes (western spadefoot toad), 714 nucleotides long. The record is from the annotation of a GenBank genome assembly. NCBI's taxonomy places the organism in Eukaryota, Metazoa, Chordata, Amphibia, Anura, Pelobatidae.
AUGAAACCGGUCUCUUUUGGAAGCGCAUGCCAUCAAGAAGCUACAUUGCAAAAGAAGAAUCAUCAAUGCCCGAGUUUUAAACCAGCAAAAGAUCAAUUCACUUUAUUGCUUGGCGGGAAUGCAGCUGCAGGCUGUAAGUUAAAACCCAUGAUGGUGCAUCAUGCAGAAAACCCUAGGGCACUUAAAGGAAUUGUGAAAAGCACACUGCCAGUCAUAUGGAAAGCCAAUAAAAAAGGUUGGGUUACUGCUUCGCUGUUUGAAGAUUCGUUCUCACAUUAUUUUGUACCUGAAGUAAAAAAAUAUUGUGAAGAUAAAUCAAUACCUUUUCAAGUAAUUCUGCUUGUAGAUCAUGCAGCCGUCAUCCACCCUCUCUUCAACAUCACCACCCUAUUCUUGCCACCAAAUACAACUUCAAUUUUGCAACCAAUGGACCAAGGAGUUAUCGCCACAUUUAAAGCACUGUACCUUUUAGAUGCAAUAAAAAUUACAGCAUAUGCCUGGAACAAAAUUUCAGAGACAACCAUGAAACGUGUUUGGAAAAAGCUCUGCCCGCAGUUGUUUGGUACUAAUGUUGAACGGUUUGAAGAACCAGCAGAAAUUGUACAGCAGAACACAGAAGCAAUAGUUACUCUUGCCAACAUACUGGACCUGGAUGUCUCUGCAACUGACAUAAAUUACCUUCUUGAAGCGCACAAGGAAGAACUUACAAAUUAA